AUGGCGUCUUCUUUUCUGGCCGCCGUCGCCGGUCAAGGCAAAUAUGAUGUGUUCUUGAGUUUCAGAGGCGAAGAUACUCGCAAGAACUUUACCGAUCAUCUCUACGCUGCUUUACAUCAGAAAGGAAUCUUCACAUUCAGAGACGACGAAGAACUCGAGAGAGGAACGGAAAUUUCAUCGGAGCUCUUGAAAGCCAUUGAAGAAUCGAGAUUUUCGAUUGUAAUUCUCUCGAAAAACUAUGCUUCUUCCACGUGGUGCUUGGAUGAGCUUGCGAAAAUUGUUGAGUGCAUGGAGGUGAAGGAGCAGAAGGUUUUUCCGGUUUUUUACGGCGUAGAUCCAUCGGAAGUACGGAAGCAGACCGGAGAGUUUGAAAAAGCUUUUCGUAAACAUGAAGAGGAGAUCGAUGAGGAGAGAAUUGAACGGUAGAGAUCAGCUCUCGGUUGACUUGGCAGAAUCUCUGGUUAUCAUUUG
This is a messenger RNA of Pistacia vera, 471 nucleotides long. RefSeq names its product toll/interleukin-1 receptor-like protein. Gene Ontology annotation, biological process: signal transduction. The record is from RefSeq and is a predicted model, not a curated record. The coding region runs from base 1 to 426 and encodes 141 amino acids. The transcript has a single exon. NCBI's taxonomy places the organism in Eukaryota, Viridiplantae, Streptophyta, Magnoliopsida, Sapindales, Anacardiaceae.